AUGGCGAAGACGUCCGAAGCGAGGUCCGGGCCGAGACCAGCUGCGAAGCCAAAGGUUCGCUUUGACCCCAAGGAGGCCUCGGCUGAAGAUGAGCUGGAGGAUUAUUACGAGAAGUUGAGCGAAAUUUCUCGGAGACUCUGCCAGGGAGUCGAGGCCAAGGACGAGAGAGCCUUGCAAUGGUCUCGACUGCUGGAUGCGUCCUUGAACUUCAAGCUGCCGUGGAGGGACAGAGAAGUCCACCUGCGGGUGCUGUACCACUGCUUGUAUGGCCUUGUGGACACGAAAGUGUUUCCCAGCGUGCCUACUGCGCUGCUGACGCAGCCCUGCUCGGUGGAGGGGGCGGAGACGCGUGUCGAAGCCAACAUUGAGAGCCUGCGCAUUUCUCUGCCGGAGGCGCUGAAACAGCUCUCCACUCAGAGGCAUCCUGGCGCCUACUUCCUCCUCACCUGCCACCUGGGCAAGGAGCGUCUGCCUGCCUGCCAGGGUUUUCCCUGGCUCACCUUUGGAGUUCUGCUGCUGCUGCUUGGGGUCCUCUGCGGCCCCAACAGGGCCGAACGUCCGGUGGCGGUGCGAUCACAAACCUGGAGCGAGGCCGUGAGUCCAAAGCAGCAAAAGGUGAGCCACUUCCCCACUGCGCAAGCGGGUGCCGCGCAGACAGCCGCUGCCGCUCCUCUGCUGCUCGGAGGUGCCUUGCUCGUGACGCUGCGCCGGACGGCUUCCAGUCGGACCCAGGACUGGAGUCUGCUGCUUUGCCUGGGUAUGUUGAGCCUCGGCGCCGCGAAAAGUGAUGUGCGCUUCAGACACGAGAGUACGCAUUUCUCCGCAAGCUGCGUCACAAGCUGCGAAGGGCAGGAUGCCGAGAGGGGCUCAACGAGCCUGGCCCUGCCACUGCCCCGCGAGCCUCCCGCUACGUGUCUCCUCACGCAGGUCAUCAACGGCUCCUCCUGUGCUGUCCUAGGAUGCAGAAGAUAA
Symbiodinium necroappetens is the source of this 972-nucleotide messenger RNA. The record is from the annotation of a GenBank genome assembly. NCBI's taxonomy places the organism in Eukaryota, Dinophyceae, Suessiales, Symbiodiniaceae.